ACAGUGUGGAAAGAAUAAAAUAUCAAUAAUACAUUUUAAUAUUUUUAUAGUCAAGAGAUGAUGAUGCAGGAUAAUAUCUUAAAUCAAAGACAUCAUUCAUAAGUGAAAAAAACAAUCAAGUAAAAGUUAGUUUUCAGGGAUGAAGUUUAUUCAGCCAAAAAGAUCAUUUAAACUUGUCUUGCCAAUAAGAUGGAAUCAAGCUCUUAAUAUAAUUUUGAGCCUCCCUGUCGUGGGCCUGCCUCUUCCCCUCAGCACAGCUCCUCCGUGCCUGUUGUGUGAAACUGAUUUUCCCGUGACAUCAUGCGGACGAGUGCUGGAAAGUGUUGCCUGACUAAUCUACUGGCUAAAAAACUAAUGAGUCACCAAGCACACACUAUAAAAAGACCCCUGGAUGUAGAACAUAAUCUACUUUCAAAAGCUCUCUUAGACCAAAUACCACCCAAAAACUGUUUGGAAAGACACGCUGGAGUCGGCCAGUGCCCACCACACCAGACUCCGUCCCCCGGCAAAGAGUUUUAACAGACGUCUAGUGAAGCUGCUCCUAUUUCAAGACGCUGGCAGACAGGCCGCCGGAGUCCGAGUGGAGUCUAUAGGCCGCCGCCGCCGCCGCCGCUGCUGCUGGCCGCUCGGCUGUAUCUGGUUCACGGGCUCCGCUCACACUGUCUUGUGGUUUGGACUGGGCCGCUGUCAUUUCACUGGAAUUUCCUGCCAUCUGCACUCGGCCCGGGUUUCUCACAGAUUCGCACCUGCUUGUAAACGUUGAGGUCGGCCAGGAGGAGAGGACGCGGGGAUAGAGCACGAGAGAUGAUGACUGACCACGCAGCACUUUGGAACAAAUGACUGCAGAUUACACACGACGCCCGCAGCUGGAGAUUCAUCUGAUUCGAUUACAGUUAAGCAGUGAAAGAUGCUGUGGACGGGUUUGACUCUAAUGGAUUCCUAAAGUCGCCCCGAGUCAAUAAAUAGCAACGAUUUUACUGAGGGGAUCUCUUGGUGGGAGUCAGAGCGCGGGGGCCAGGAUGUGGCCCCCCGACCUCGGGCCUCCAGACGUCCAGCUGACUCUCCCUGGUUUUGGGAGCGUGUUCGAAGAUGCCGAGGAUCUGCAGGCGCCGCUGUCUUCGGGUGGCUUCUGUCAGUCGUCGAUGCAUUCGGGUGGUCUCUGCUGUCUGCCCAGGACGUCCCUGUCCCUGUCCUCCCUGGGACGGGACCUCAGCUCCUUGCUCAGCUGCAAGACGAAUGGAUCCCACAUAGAAAAGUCUGUGGAGGACUUUGCCAUCACAGCACACACAGACCCUAAAAACACCCAGAGGUUCGUUUGUUACCCUCAACCCUCCCUCCCUCUGUCCUACAUGCUCACCGGCUGUGGCUCGUCUGCCACGUUCUGCUCCCCCUCGUCCUCCGUUUCCUCCACCUCCUCCUCCUCAUCAUUGUUUUUCGCCUCUUCCUCGCCUCUUUCUGAUGCCAACAACAAAACGUCUCAGCAACAACGAAAAGUACAAGACGAGUAUCUCUCCAUCAAACAGGAGCCUGCAGACGAUUUCUUGCCGUGUAAGAGGGAACCGUUUCAAAUGAACAACCAGCAGGGGGAGCUGUUUCAUGUUGGCCAGCCCAUCGACUGCCACGAUGGCGGUCAGGACAGCGCCCAGACACCGCUGCACUCCCCGAAGCUUAACGCACCCGUGGGAGGGAACCCUCCGGUGGACCAACAGGAGCAGCUGUGUCACUGGAUCGACUGCAGCACCGCUCACAGCAGCCAGGAGGAGCUGGUGAGGCACAUCGAGAAGGUUCACAUCGACCAGCGUAAAGGGGAGGAGUUUGCGUGUUUCUGGGCCAGCUGUGUGCGGCGCCACAAACCCUUCAACGCUCGCUACAAGCUCCUCAUCCACAUGAGGGUUCAUUCUGGAGAAAAACCCAAUAAAUGCAUGUUUGAAGGCUGUGCUAAGGCGUUCUCCCGUCUGGAGAACCUGAAAAUCCACCUGAGGAGCCACACGGGAGAGAAACCGUACAUCUGCCAGCAUCCCGGCUGCCUCAAGGCCUUCAGCAACUCCAGUGAUCGGGCCAAACACCAGCGGACACACCUGGACACGAAGCCGUACGCCUGUCAGAUCCCGGGCUGCACCAAACGCUACACCGACCCCAGCUCGCUACGGAAACACGUCAAGGCUCACUCCAACAAAGGGCCUCAGGAGAGGGAGGUCAAGGUUCACACGAUGCUGGAAUCGGACAUUUUGAGUGACUGCCUGGCGCGGCAGCAUCUCCACGGCUCCUCCCACCAAGGGAACGGCUCCGCUCUGCCGGGGUUAGAUGACUUCACAGGUGUUUACUCAAACAGCAGCAGCGGCCACACCCGGGGGAAUCCAGAGUUCCUCCCUCCGUCCGCAGACACCUGCUCCAGGUACCAAGGCCUGGAGGGGAACUUCGACGCCAACAGCCCGAUAUCGUCUCUAACAAGCCCAGGAAGCAUGAGGGAGGGGAACCGGCCGACACCGUUGUUCAUGGCCGCUGACGUCAGCCCAGCGAGCUCCUCAUCGGACAGAGCGGACGUGCGGCUGCAGGGUUACCAGAAGCCCUACAGCCACCAGCAGCAAGUGAUGUCCCAGCAGCAAGGUUGUCUGUACGAAGGGGGAAAGGUGGUUCAACCAGUCAACGAUGGAGGAUUUGAACACAACGGUUACUUCACGAACUCCUCCACCUGUCACUCCACAGGGUUCGACUUGUUGCAGGAGCUGCAGGGCCAGGGGGGCGGCGGUUACUCCAUGUCCCCCUGCCCGGACGACAGCUUCCUGUUCCAGGCGGGAGGCGUCGACCGCUGCCUCAAUCAGAUCUACUCCAUCUACCUGGACUCGUGAUGGCAGCCGGUAGCUUUUUUUUGUUUUCCCGAGCACGGGAUGCAGCGAGAACGAUGCGUGACGGACAAUCGCAUCCACCACACGCUGCAGAGACUGACAGAAGCUUUAAUGGUACAAACACAAACUGUCUGAGCUGCAGAGCUGAGUGGAAAACAUCUGAAAUCUGGUCAAAUUAUGGUGUAAAUAGCUGUGACUUUUUUAUUCAGAGAUGACCACAGCAUUUGUGAUCUGGAUAGAAUGAGCUUCGUUUAUCAGUUUGAUCUUGUGGAAGCCGGGCAGCUGGUUCUGAGCAGUGAGGUCGAUUCUGCCUCAUCAGCAGCUUCGACACCAGGGAAAUGGUAAAAUCAUAUUUGAAAUGAGCAGAGAGGACUCAUAUAAUUCAGUGGCUCCAAAACCUGAAGUCAGCAAAUACGUCUGUUAAAGGUUCACACAUAACAUAGUUGAACAUCCUGCUCACAAAUCCUACCCAGUUUUUAGACAUUUCUCUAUUUUUCCCUAUUUAGGUGAUUAGAGCAAGUUAAAAUAAAGAGAAUAACACUUUUGGCUCAAUGGCUCACAACCAUAGACUGAAUAUAAAGAUAAACAACUUCAUCCCACUGUCUAGAAAUGAAGGCAGAAGAUUACGGAUACGAUAUACUGCAAUAUCAAAUUAAAAGUCUGUCCCUUUGACACGUGCUUGGUGUUUACCCUGUUUUUAUAGCAUCAAUAACUAAUUAAAAACAAACUUAAAAACAUACAUGAACACUAGAACAAACAUCAGUGUGAUAACAGACGCCAGACACCAUCUUUGAGAAGAAAAGUAUUUGAUGCCUAUUUGGACUCUUUUCGUUUGGCCCAUGUCCCGUCCACUAACACGGAGGAGGCCGGGUUUAUGACCUAUACUGCAGCCGGCCUCCAGGGAGAAGCCGUCGUGUCGUCCAUCUUUAUAUAAAGUCCACGCUCCCGACUCACAGACGCACUGAACACAAGGUGUGACGAGUGGCUGAAGGAAGCGUCAUCUUGUCACGUUCCUAAAAAAGGUUGAGAACCGUUAUGUUGCAGUCAAAGACUUUAAGGGGAUAGUUCGACAUUUUGGGGGAAAUAUAUUAAUUUGCUGUUUACUAAAAUUCAAUAAUACGUAUUUAUAUAGAUCAGUUUUUCCAAAGCACUUAACAGGAUGUUAUCCAGCCAUAGGAGCAGUUUGGGGUUGAAUAUUUUCCCAUUGGAAUGCAGACAGGGAUCGAACCACUGACCCUCUGGUAGGUGGACGACCCUUUUUACCUCCUGAGCCACAGCCUGAUUAGAGGGAAAACAUCUUCUCCGCGCCAAUCAAAAGUCAAUUAAAUGAUCCAACCAGCUACUAUAAAUCUUAAUAAUUACUGCAUCAUAUGUAAAAACAAUUCUUCUUAAAUGUGGAAGUGGAAAAAACGAACAACUUAUUAUUUUCCAGGUGGAUUAUCUGGUGUGUUUAUUCUGGUAUUUCCCAAAACGUCAAUCUAUUUGAGUGUGAGCUUGAAGUGACAUUUCCCUGAGAAGCAGCUGCUCAGGAGGAAACUGGGGAUCGAACAGGAAACUGUAGCAGUGCUGCCCCCAAGUGUCUGAAUGUUCACGCUGCAUGAACCUUACACACAGAGGGUCAGUGUGGGAACACAAAUCAGCACUAAAGUAUUUAUGUCCCUCUCUCAGCAGCUCCUCUGUCCCGAGACGUGACAACAAGUACGUUAAAACAUGUGUAACCUAUAACAGCAAUCGUGCCAGAAACAUAAUCAGUUCUUAUAUAUUUCCUGUUGUCGCUUCAGUGUCUUUACUUGUGUUGUUGUUGUACAGUUUCGCUCAGUGUCAUAUUCAUGGAAGGGGGAGGGGGGGGGGUGUGCGUUGUUUACAGUUCUCUGCACUCUUUGUGUUUUUUGUCUCGUCAGACAACGACCGACCAGAAAAUGUUUACACUGAUUUUGUAGCAAGUCAGAGAUUUUGUAUUAUUGUCGUUGAACAGUGUGUAGACUGUAUAAAGAAAAGUCUGUCUUUUAUAUCAAUAAAACUUGUUUGUACAUUUUU
Molecule: messenger RNA, 4883 nt
Organism: Hippoglossus stenolepis (Pacific halibut)
Lineage: Eukaryota; Metazoa; Chordata; Actinopteri; Pleuronectiformes; Pleuronectidae
Gene: glis1a
Product: zinc finger protein GLIS1
Exons: 9
Coding region: 1020-2849 (609 amino acids)
Biological process (GO): regulation of transcription by RNA polymerase II
Cellular component (GO): nucleus
Molecular function (GO): RNA polymerase II cis-regulatory region sequence-specific DNA binding; DNA-binding transcription factor activity, RNA polymerase II-specific
Source: RefSeq, a predicted model, not a curated record